This is a messenger RNA of Tripterygium wilfordii, 3737 nucleotides long. RefSeq names its product disease resistance protein RPM1-like. Lineage: Eukaryota; Viridiplantae; Streptophyta; Magnoliopsida; Celastrales; Celastraceae. The transcript is spliced from 2 exons. Gene Ontology annotation, biological process: defense response to other organism. Gene Ontology annotation, molecular function: ADP binding. The record is from RefSeq and is a predicted model, not a curated record. Bases 776 to 3619 code for a protein of 947 amino acids.
GUACGGAUUGCAAUUGCAUCAUGAAAUAUUCUUGCCUAGAAAGUAACAGAAUUUUCAACUUCCUUAGGGAUAAGAUUAACAUGAUUUUCCUUGUUCACAUAUACUCACAGUCGUCAUGAAAGUGAAAGCUUCAAGAGAGUUGACUUCAACAAUUUCCUCGAGAAACUACAUAGAAAGAAAGAAAAGAAAAGAAAAGGAAAUUGAUCCUGGUUGAAUAUACUUACCAAUAUGUUCGACAGAGCUUCCUUCUCCGAUUUGAGUGUCAUUUUACAGUGUAAAACAUUGGUGGAUAGGAUCGAAAGCAAAGAAAAGAAAAUGCCUGAUAAUUGUUGAAUUUCAAUCUCCAUAUCUAGAUUUUUUGCUUUGAUUGGUUACUUCAUCUGCACUGUCAGGAAAAUACAUAGACAGCUAAUAAAGUAUUAAAAUAUAUAAGUGAAACACAAAUAGAUAACCUUUGCCGAUGGAGCAGAGUAAGUAUCUUUACAUUCGCAAGCAAUGAAGUCAUCCCAGUCGGUAAUAAAGAUAUCACGAUCAAUACAAUAUAUAAACCUGCAGAAAGAAACUAUACAAGUGGACUGUCAGCAGGGAAACUACAGAGUUUAGCAGUAAGAGAGAAUCCGGCAUUCCCUCAAGUCUAGACCAAGUGGACGCUAGCCUUAGAAUUCUCUUAAUGAUCUCCUGUCUCAAAACUCCAUCUUGAAUCACAUACCAUAGAACGAAAAGCUAACAAUAACGAAGCUACGUGCAUAAUAGUUUCAGAAGAUCAUUAGGGAAAAUGGCCGAAGCUGCAGUGAAUUUUCUACUCAACAAGCUUACUUCCGUGCUUGAAGAUGAGGUGCAUCUCCUGAAGGGGGUCCGCGAGGAAGUUGUGUACAUCAGAGAUGAAUUUGAUCAUAUGAAGUCUUUUCUAAGAGUUGCAGAUGCAAAAGAAGAGACCGACCUCGCCCUAAAAGUGUGGAUAAGGCAAGUUAGAGACGUUGCCUAUGACAUCGAAGAUGUUCUUGAUGAAUACAGGGUUCGGCUACCACAUAACUGUAGCAAUGGAUUCGUUGCUUUUCCUCAAAGGAGUUUUUCCUCUCUUGCGCAUUUUAAUGUUCGCAACCAAAUCGCUUCAGAAAUCAAAGGGAUCAACUCUAGAAUCAGCAGAAUAGCUGAGGCGUACCAGAGAUACAGAAGCACAUAUCAGGUGAUAGAGCAAGACUCGAACUCCACAAGCAUAACACUGCUGGAUGGUCAAGGAGAAGCCCUUCUACUUGAAGAAGCUGAUCUAGUGGGGAUUGACAGGCCUAAACAGCAACUGGUUGAGUGGCUAGUCACUGGCAAAUUUGAAUGCGAAGUGGUUUCAGUGGUAGGCAUGGGAGGUUUAGGGAAGACCACCUUGGUGAAAAAGGUAUAUGAUGAUGUGAAUGUAAAGAAAUGCUUCACAAUCCGAACAUGGGCUACUGUUUCUCAAUCUUUCAAGACAAAGGACCUUCUCAAAGACAUACUCCAACAACUAUACAACGCAUUGAGGAAACUAGUUCCUGAGGAAGUCAACAGCAUGAACUAUGAUCAGCUACGACUAAAAAUCAAGAAAAUCCUAAACGAUAGGAAAUACCUGAUUGUUUUAGAUGAUGUGUGGGGCUUCGACGCCUGGAAUGCUGUCAGAUAUGCAUUGCCCAAUAAUUAUCUUGGCAGCCGAGUACUACUCACCACUCGUGAUUCUGAAGUUGCCACUACUGCAUGCACAGAAUUCCCCGGUAACAUCUAUUAUUUGAAUCCAUUAUCACAGGAAGAGUCUAGUGCUUUAUUUUGCAAGAAGAUCUUUAAGAACGACUCUUGCCCUCCACAUCUAGAGAAAAUUUCAGAUGAAAUUCUCAGAAAAUGUGAAGGACUGCCACUAGCCAUAGUUGCAGUUAGUGGUGUCCUGGUGACGAAGGACAAGAAUAUAGAUGAAUGGGAGAUGGUUCGACGUGGUCUUGGUGCUGAACUACAAGAGAAUGACAAGCUUAAGAAUUUGAAGAAAAUAUUGUCACACAGUUACCAUGACUUGCCUUAUUAUCUUAAAUCUUGUCUUUUGUACUUCAGCAUCUUUCCAGAGGGGCUUCAGAUCGAGCAAAUGAGAUUGAUUCCAUUGUGGAUAGCAGAAGGCUUUGUGGAAGAGAAGGAAGGACACACAUUAGAAGAAGUUGCGGAAGGCUACUUCAAGAAGCUCUUGAACAGAAGCUUAAUCCAAGUGGCUGAGACAACUAGUGAUGGAAAGGUCAAAACAUGCCGCAUCCAUGAUUUGCUGAGGGAGAUUAUUGUUUCCAAGGCUAGAGCACGGAAUUUUGCCGCAAUCGCGAAGGAGCAAAACAUGUCUUGGCCAGAAGAAGUACGGCGUAUAUCAGUGCAUAACACCUUGCAAAGUGCACAUCAUAGCCUGGUUGUGCCAAAACUCCGUUCACUGUUCAUGUUUUGGGGCAUGGAUUCUGUAAAUGAAUCUUCAAAACUUAUAUUUCCUUCUGGUCACUCACCGCUGCUUAACGUGUUAGACCUGCAAGAUGCACCCUUCAAGCAAUUCCCAAAACAGGUAAGCAACCUCUACCUUUUAAAGUAUCUAAGCUUGAGGAAUACCAAAUUAAAAAAUAUUCCAAGCUCUAUCAGGAAGCUCAGAUACCUUGAGACAUUGGACCUUAAACAAACUCAUGUCAGUAAAUUGCCGGUUGACAUUCUUGAGCUCAAAAGGCUCCGCCACCUCUUGGUUUAUCGUUAUGAAAAGGAGCCCAAUUCUAAUAAUCAAUUUAAAUAUGGUUUCAAGGCCAUGAAAAGAAUAGGAUGUCUACAGUCCUUACAAAAGCUCUGUUUCAUAGAGUCAUAUCAGUAUGGCAACCAUAUAAUGGAAGAACUUGGCCGGCUCCGACAACUGAGAAGAUUGGGCGUCAUAAAGUUCAGAACAAGAGAUGGGAAGGCGCUAUGUUCUUCCAUUGAGAAGCUGAAGAACCUUCGAGCCUUUUCUCUGACUGUAGUAAACAAAAAUGAGAUCAUUGAUAUGCAAUACUUGACUUGCCCUCCUAAGUUUCUUCAACGGCUAUACUUGAGAGGACGUUUAGAGAAGCUCCCCAACUGGAUAUCUUCACUUCAAGGUUUGGCCAAGCUAUGUUUAAGGUGGAGCCGAUUAACUGGUGAUCCGCUCUUUCCUCUCCAUCAUUUACCAAAUCUGGCGCACCUUGAAUUCAUUCAAGCUUUUGAAGGAGAGAGCCUGCUUUUUAAGGAAGGAGGGUUUCAAAGGCUUAAGUUUCUGGGUCUAAAUAAGUUAGAGCAACUGAAAACGGUAGCCGUGGAAAAGGGAGCACUGUCUUGUCUUGAAAAGCUAAUCGUUGAGGACUGUGGAUUACAGCAGGUUCCAUCAGGCAUUGAAAAUCUAACCAUGCUUAAAUUACUGGAGUUUCUAAAGAUGCCUAGCAAUUUCAUAUCGUCACCUCAUCUUUUUGGUGGUGAAGAUAAUUGGAAGGAUUCACACAUGCCAGAGGUUUACUUCACUCAUUGUGAAGAUGGCAUUACGGAUGAUGUCUACUCCUUAGAGAGUUUCAUAAAGGGAGAAAACUUCCUCAGGCUCGACACUGGAAUAAAGAGACAAAAGCAUAAAUGGAAGUUCUAAAUAGGUUUAAAGAUUCACUGUAAAUAAACAAAUAAUGGGCUUACAGCUAUUUGUAUAUUUUGCUUUCUGCAUGUGUAUUAUCCUUCAUCACUGUAAAUAAGAAAUCUACUGUAAUUUA